AUGGCGAUACCAGAUACAACCACAACCACAACCACAACCACAACCACCUCUGGGGCUGAACUCGAGACUUCGUACCAGAUACUUUCGGCAACAUAUUCUUCACCCAACAAUGAAAAGUUUGAGCACGUCCACAAAUUGCCCAUGUCUACAUCAGUCAAAGUGAGCGAUAGAACGGCAUAUUUAGGAGCCUUACGAAAAGCCACGGAGGAGAUGCAAGAAAGGAUUAAUAAGGAGUUGACUGCGCGAAUGGAGGAAGAUAAAGUACGAGAGGCUGGUCAUGCAAAUGGAUCAAAGGUCAAUGGUGGGGUCAUUGAUGAAGCCAAGGAAGAAGACAAUUAUGGCGAGGAGGUUGUGGAAGAAGAAGAUUGA
Molecule: messenger RNA, 369 nt
Organism: Sclerotinia borealis F-4128
Lineage: Eukaryota; Fungi; Ascomycota; Leotiomycetes; Helotiales; Sclerotiniaceae
Source: the annotation of a GenBank genome assembly